ACAGCACCCAAAUGAAGCCGAACGACAAAAGAAAAGAAAAAACAAAAUAAGUCCCUGCAGGCGACGAAAGAAAAGAAACGAAACGGAAACGCGUUCACCAUCAGCAAGCUGGGCUUCAUCCUUUUCGUUAACCUAAUUUCCUAAAUCAGGUGGCAUUUUAGUUUUUGGCUGUUCUCUUUGGUUUGGGCAACUGCUUCACCCAGAACAGGAGUCAUUGAGGUGGUACAGCCAUGUUACUUUCUAGAAUCUCAAGAAUUGGAGUUGGGAUAGUUAAACAUCUCUCUAGAGGUAUGUGUACAUCCUUGUGUAGAACAGGAUUUGUAGAAGCAACUUAUAGUCAAUAUUGGCGACCUCAGUUUGAAUUGCAUCCAGUGACUAAGGUGUUCCAAGGUACCUUAAUUCAGAAGCAUCAUCUGUUUUCUACGACAACUUCUAGUACUGAUAUUGUGGAUGAAAGCGAGGAAAAGAUAUCUGUAACCUUUGUGGAUAAGGAUGGAGAGGAAAAGCACAUCAAGGUUCCAAUAGGAAUGUCUAUGUUAGAAGCUGCUCAUGAAAAUGAUAUAGAACUUGAAGGAGCAUGUGAAGCCUCGCUUGCUUGUUCAACAUGUCAUGUGAUCGUUAUGGAUUUGGAAUACUACAAUAAAUUAGAAGACCCAACUGACGAGGAGAAUGACAUGUUGGAUUUGGCCUUUGGUCUCACCGAAACUUCUCGAUUGGGUUGUCAGGUAAUCGCGAAACCUGAACUUGAUGGAAUCCGCUUAGCUAUUCCUUCUGCAACACGGAAUUUUGCUGUCGAUGGUUAUGUUCCAAAACCGCACUAGAAGACUCUACUGAGUGCAAAGUAAGUGUUGCAGUUAUCACAGUUUUGCAGCUAUCCAACCAAUGAGCAUGUUUUAGCUAUUGAUUAUUUAUUACAUCACCUUAUAGAUUCCAUUUUAGGGAACAAAUUCUUGCAUUCACAUCAUGUUAAAGGGAAUAUAGGAUUGAGACUGUUGAUUCCAAAUGUAGCAUCCAAAUAGAAUGUCUUUUGCACUACAUUACUAAUGUUCCAAAUAAUAAUUAUAACUUUCUAUUGUUAUCUCUUUACCUUGACAGCCAA
Jatropha curcas is the source of this 1099-nucleotide messenger RNA. Its product is annotated as adrenodoxin-like protein 2, mitochondrial. Gene Ontology annotation, cellular component: mitochondrion. Lineage: Eukaryota; Viridiplantae; Streptophyta; Magnoliopsida; Malpighiales; Euphorbiaceae. The record is from RefSeq and is a predicted model, not a curated record. Gene Ontology annotation, molecular function: 2 iron, 2 sulfur cluster binding; electron transfer activity. Gene Ontology annotation, biological process: P450-containing electron transport chain.